GUCAAUCUGCUUCACUUUCACUCACUUUCCUCGUGCUUUCCUCGCUAACAUACGCCUUGAAAACUGUUCUUUACUUCUUCUUCUUCUUUUUUUGUUUAUCAUCUGAUUUAAUAUUUUCGGUCAUUUCCGUUCUUCCAACAAUUUUUUUUUAAUUGCAGUUGGAUUCUUUUUUUUGGCAGUUGAUUCAUCCUCUAAAUCUUCUCAGGUCAAUGUAGCUGGGUUUUUCUCCUAAAUUACAAUUUUCGUUUCAAAUUCGGGGAUUUUGCUAUCAAACUAUGUAGUUGAGGAUCCUGGAGCCUUUGUAGUAGUAGUAAUAAUAAUAAAACCCUCUUUCUACAUUUACCGGGCUUAGAUUGAAAUCUCCUGUUUUAUUUAUUUAUUUUUAUUUUUGCGUUUCUAGCAUUAUUGUCACAAGGUGCUCCUUUUUCUUCUUUUGGUCAAAAACUUAGGUUCAUUUUAUUUUAUUUUGAGGCUUUUAUCCCCGCUGUUUAUUCAAGCAAAGAGUUUUUUUCCCUUAUUUCCUUUAGUUGAUUUAUUGGAAGCUUGGAGUUUUCAGUUUUGUAAGUCGAGUUUUGAGAGAGUGUUGGAUUAGUGGGUAAUAAGUGCCGAAUUUGACACAGAUCUGAGUUAAAAUAACCUACAUUAAGCUCUUUGGGGGUAUUGGGUAUUGUUAAAGAAAAUUGUUCUCUUUUGUUUUUUCCUGCUUGAGAAUGGAUCAUGUGAUUGGUGGUAAGUUCAAGCUUGGAAGAAAGAUUGGCAGUGGCUCUUUUGGAGAGCUUUAUUUGGGGGUAAAUGUGCAAACUGGAGAGGAAGUUGCUGUCAAACUGAAUUACAAACCUUUGGACUUGAAUUGCUUUAGAUUUUGGGCAUAUGGCUAGAAAAAAAAUGAUCAAGAGAAUCUGCAAAGACCAAGCAUCCUCAGCUUUAUUAUGAGUCAAAAUUGUAUAUGCUUCUUCAAGGAGGAACGGGUAUUCCCCAUCUCAAGUGGUUUGGAGUUGAGACGGAUUACAAUGUCAUGGUAAUUGACCUUCUUGGACCUAGUUUGGAGGAUUUGUUCAACUACUGCAACAGGAAACUUUCCUUAAAAACAGUGUUGAUGCUUGCUGAUCAAAUGAUUAAUAGAUUAGAAUAUAUGCAUUCAAGAGGCUUUCUUCACCGUGAUAUAAAACCUGACAACUUCUUGAUGGGCUUAGGACGCAAGGCAAAUCAGGUAUAUGUCAUUGACUAUGGUCUUGCAAAGAAGUAUAGGGAUCUUCAGACUCAUAAGCACAUCCCGUACAGAGAAAACAAGAAUCUCACUGGCACAGCUCGUUAUGCAAGCGUUAGUACUCACCUUGGAAUUGAGCAAAGCCGAAGAGAUGAUUUGGAAUCCCUUGGUUAUGUGCUCAUGUAUUUCCUGAGAGGAAGCCUUCCCUGGCAGGGGUUAAAAGCUGGUACAAAAAAGCAAAAGUAUGAUAAGAUUAGUGAAAAGAAGGUAUCGACUCCUAUUGAGGUUCUUUGUAAGUCAUAUCCGUCUGAGUUUGUGUCUUAUUUUCAUCACUGCCGAUCUUUGCGGUUUGAAGAUAAACCUGAUUAUUCAUAUUUGAAGAGGCUUUUCCGAGACUUGUUUAUAAGAGAAGGUUAUCAGUUUGACUAUGUCUUUGACUGGACUGUAUUGAAGUACCCAAAGAUUGGUGGCAGCUCCAGAGGGCGGCAUUCCAGUGGAAGGGCAGGUUUAGCUGCUGGACCAACCAUUGAAAAACCCGAAAGAAUCUCAGUGGGAAGAGAGAUUCGGGAUAGAUUCUCCGGUGCUGUUGAAGCAUUUUCCAAAAGAAAUAUUUCAAGUACCAGUCCUCAUCUUGAUCAUUCUAGACACAAGACUGUUGAUGAUGGGGCUUUGUCAAAGCAUGCGCUCCCUGAUUCAGAUAAAAGACGCAGUUCUUCUCGAUAUGGUAGCACUUCAAGAAGAGCUGUAGUAGCAAGCAGGCCUAGUUCAUCCGUUGAAGCCAACGACGCACCACAAAACCGACUAACAUCAAGUGGUGGCCGCAUGUCUACCACACAAAGAAUUCAACUUGCCUUUGAAUCUAAGACAUCUAGCCGAGCCACUCCUGUUAGAGGAAGCCGUGAUGAUCAUCCUCUUAGAAGUUUUGAGCUCCUCUCGAUUAGGAAAUAAUGGCAUUGAAUGUCAAUCCUGACUCGAUGUUUCCAAGAACUUAUAUUCUCACUCUGUAUAUGGGAUAUCUCACCAGAUUCACUGCCCCUACAGCUCAUUUAACUUGCCUUACCCCAUUGCCAACAUUUUUUUUCUCAAGAUUGUCUCCCACCAGAAGUGUAAUGUGUUUUAAACAGCAUGAAAGAGAACUUGUGUAUCGGAAAUUCGGAACUCAAUUUGUCAUAUGCAACCUGAAUAAUGGCUGCAAUAUGAUAUUGUUCCAUCUGUUUUUUUCCCUUUGUCAUGAAAAUUAAACCACCAGCAUUUGGUAAUUGUUGCUGGUUUUUAAA
Messenger RNA from Gossypium raimondii (Peruvian cotton), 2484 nucleotides. RefSeq names its product casein kinase 1-like protein 9. The transcript is spliced from 15 exons. Gene Ontology annotation, biological process: endocytosis; signal transduction; peptidyl-serine phosphorylation. The record is from RefSeq and is a predicted model, not a curated record. Lineage: Eukaryota; Viridiplantae; Streptophyta; Magnoliopsida; Malvales; Malvaceae. Gene Ontology annotation, molecular function: ATP binding; protein serine/threonine kinase activity. Bases 947 to 2155 code for a protein of 402 amino acids. Gene Ontology annotation, cellular component: nucleus; cytoplasm.